AUAUCGGUAGCACACAUUGCAUUUCAUAACACAAAUUCUUGUUGUCAAUUGCUUUUCGCUAAAAUAAUCAAAUAAAAUGAACCUGUCGCGACUACUGGCACCCCUGCGGAGCAGCACAUGCCCAGUGCGCACCUACGGCAAACACAACAAGAAGUUCCUAUACAAGGAUGGCCAGAAAUUCGAGGGCAUUACAUACUACCCCAGGACAGCAGACCAUCAGGACCCACCAGUGGAGCCGGCCAAGCUGUUCCGGGUGCAGCGCAUCAAGCCGGUGAAGGGCAAUCCCUACUGGGAGAAGCGCAUACUCAAGGAUCUGGGGCUGGACGGCAAGCAGAGCGACUUUACGGUGGUUAAAAAUAUACCAGAGAACAAUGCGCGUCUGUGGAAGAUCAAGCACCUGGUGAAGGUCACCCCGAUAACGUUUCCCUACGGCGAACCAACGGCCCAGGAUGUGCGGCACACGAUACUCAAGGAGAAUGGCGAGUGUCUGGUUACCAAGGAUCUUGGACCAGUGGAGGUCCGCCUGGAGGCACGCGAUCAAUUCGACCAGCAGCCUCGCCGACUGGACACCGAUCUGCUGCGCAAGGAUGCCCGCCUCAAGUGGCUGAAUCCGUGGUAGUCGUGCAAACGUAAUAAUAACCUGUUAACUUUAUUCCUUAAAAAUUGUUUUGCAAAAUA
This is a messenger RNA of Drosophila kikkawai, 678 nucleotides long. RefSeq names its product mitochondrial ribosomal protein L30 (gene mRpL30). Lineage: Eukaryota; Metazoa; Arthropoda; Insecta; Diptera; Drosophilidae. Gene Ontology annotation, biological process: translation. Gene Ontology annotation, cellular component: mitochondrion; large ribosomal subunit. Gene Ontology annotation, molecular function: structural constituent of ribosome. The record is from RefSeq and is a predicted model, not a curated record.